Molecule: messenger RNA, 1695 nt
Organism: Acomys russatus (golden spiny mouse)
Lineage: Eukaryota; Metazoa; Chordata; Mammalia; Rodentia; Muridae
Gene: Fam219a
Product: family with sequence similarity 219 member A
Exons: 6
Coding region: 292-849 (185 amino acids)
Source: RefSeq, a predicted model, not a curated record
GGAGGAGGAGGAGGAGGAGGUGGAGGCGAGGCAAGACCUGCGGCUCCGCGGGGCCACUGCCGCGGCAGCUCUAGGCAACCCCACGGAGCUACGCCGGCUUCAGCCAGCCCGCGAGCCCCUCGCCGCCCGUCCAUCCUUCCACCCGCCCAUCCGCCCCGACUCGUCUGGGGGGCGGCCUAGUCUGCAUCGUCUGCCAGGCUUCUGGGGCCGCCACCCCGCGCGGUCCGACCACCUCGGCGUCCCUGGCCGCGCCCGGCCCCGGGCCCGCUCGCCCGCCCGCCCGCCGGCACCAUGAUGGAGGAGAUCGACCGGUUCCAGGUGCCCACCGCGCACUCGGAGAUGCAGCCGCUGGACCCAGCUGCCGCCUCUAUCUCAGAUGGAGACUGUGACGCCCGGGAGGGUGAGUCAGUAGUCAUGAAUUACAAACCAUCCCCGCUCCAGGUGAAGCUGGAGAAGCAAAGGGAGCUGGCCCGGAAGGGCUCCCUGAAGAACGGCAGCAUGGGCAGCCCCGUCAACCAGCAACCCAAGAAGAACAACGUUAUGGCCCGGACAAGGCUGGUCGUCCCUAAUAAAGGCUACUCCUCGCUUGACCAGAGCCCCGAUGAGAAGCCACUGGUAGCUCUUGACACAGACAGCGAUGAUGACUUUGACAUGUCCAGAUACUCUUCCUCUGGCUACUCCUCUGCAGAGCAGAUCAACCAAGAUUUGAACAUCCAGCUGCUGAAGGACGGCUACCGGUUAGACGAGAUCCCCGACGACGAGGACCUAGACCUCAUCCCCCCCAAGUCUGUGAACCCCACCUGCAUGUGCUGCCAGGCCACUUCCUCCACCGCCUGCCACAUCCAGUAGCGGGCGGGGUCGCCGCGGCACACUGGGCAGUGCUGACCUGGGCCAGGUGGAACGCAGCCAGCGGGGGCAACCCGUUACCCAGCUGGUCCACCAGUCCCCAGCUCCGAGCCCCUUACAGCCGCCAACCUCGUAACAGUCAUUGCUUCCUCCUAUGGUAGGACGUGUACCUCUGUGUGUUCAUGGAGCCGGAGAAACCGAAACCGGGUCUGUCUCCAGCCCCGGGGCUGAGGAGCGGGCACUGUUCAGUUACUUGGGGGGACUACACCCAAGCCCCCUGCCACCCCUCCCAACGCUGUAGUCAGGGGGCAGCACUGGAGGCCAGAGGCCCGCUGUAAGCAGUCCGGUGAAGAAAUCACAAGGCCUGGGGGAAGGGGGGUUGGCCCCACGCCAGUGAAGCCAUAAAUCCCUCAAGCCCAGCCUGGAAAGGAAGAAGAGGGGUUUGGAGAAGUGAAGGCCCCACUGACCGGGCAGUUCUCAACACUCAGAGCGCCUCUCCCCACCCUCGUGCCAGCCUAUGGACCUGUUUGUGUUCUGCCCUCGUCUUCUUCAGAUGGGAGCCUGGCAAAGCUGUGCCCCCCAUUAGACCACGGCCUCUUCCCUCCCUCUGUUCCCCUGCUUCCCUGCUUUCUGAGGGUUGAGAGGGUAAGAUGGGCCUCAGAGAGAAGCCUGUUCUCACUGGUCUCUAACCACAAUGGCUGUCCCUCUGCCUCAUCCCUACCCCUCAGUCUUCUGUCUAUUGGUUCCCGGCUGAAAGCAAGAGAUAAGGCUGGCCUCCAAUAUGGCGUCCCCAUUUCACCCUAGCCCAAGGUCCAGGAGGCUGGCUUCCAGAAAGGUGUGUGUGUGUGU